CAGUGUUGUGCUCAGCAAUGUAAAAGUUUCGUUCGCCAUUAGCUCAUUCCAAUGUGAAACAACAUUGGCCUAAGCUUGUUGUAACAUUUAUCAAAUUUGAAAAGUCCAAAAAAGCAAAAUGAAAUUUUGGUCAAAACAGUAGUCAAGACGGUCAUGGGUUCAUAUCCCAAUCUUGACAUAUGAUUUUUAUUUUUCUGAUAUUUCUUUUUCCUAAUUCGUACUCUUUUGUUUUUUUUCUUUAAUUGGGGCAUUUGCUUCAUCGCAUUCCUCACUCUCUCUAUAGUCUCUUCUCUUCAGACUCUUCUCUCGAGCAAAGCGUUGCUUCUUCGCCGUGUUUCGCUUCGUUCCCUAGUCUAACGUAAGCUCACGAUUUCUUCUAUACUCUGUUUUCACAGGUGAAGGAGGUAGGAGGAUGGGUAUUUCAUCUGACGAUGAGUGUGAGAUCAGCGAGUCUGAGAUUGAUGACUAUUCCGAAACACCCUACAUGCUAUUGCAGAACGGGAGCUACAAGGUUAAAGUGAAUGGACAGCUGAGAUGCCCCUUCUGUUCUGGAAAGAAGAAGCAAGAUUACAAGUACAAGGAGUUAUACGCACAUGCUUCUGGGGUUUCCAAAGGAUCUGCCACUCGAAGUGCUAAACAGAAGGCCAAUCACCUCGCUUUGGCUAAGUUUUUAGAGAAUGAGCUUGCUGGUCAUGCUGAACCUGCUCCACGCCCUCCACCAGUUCCUCCUCAGUUUGAGGAGACAGUUGAACCAAACCCCCGUGACGUCUAUGUCUGGCCAUGGAUGGGGAUUGUUCUUAAUCCUUUGACAGACACUGAUGACAAGGAAGCUUUACUUAGUUCUGAGUAUUGGUUGAAUAGGCUUUCAAAAUUCAAGCCUGUUGAGGUCAAUGCCUUUUGGGUCGAACAAGAUUCGAUUGUUGGGGUUAUUGCUAAGUUUACCAGCGACUGGGGUGGAUUCGCAUGUGCCACAGAGCUUGAAAAGGAAUUUGAGAACCAAGGGCACAGCAAAAAGGAGUGGACUGAGAGGACUGGAGAUUCUGAGUCUAAGGCCUAUGGUUGGUGUGCACGUGCACAAGACUAUUACUCUCAAGGUCCAAUAGGUGAGUACCUCUCCAGGGAAGGAAAGCUAAGAACAGUUUCAGAUAUUUCGCAAGAAAAAGAGCAGGAUAGAAACAUUGUUCUGGAUGAACUUACAAAGAUGAUUGCUAUGACUAACGAUGAUCUGAGCAAGGUCCAAUACAGUUACCACAGGACGGCUAUGUCAUUGCAGAGGGUCCUAGAUGAGAAAAGAAAUUUGCAUGAAGCUUUUGCUAACGAAACAAAGAAGAUGCAGGAGACGUCGCGUCGCCAUAUCCAGAGGGUCCUAUAUGACAAAGAUAAGCUAAGCGAUGAACUGGAUCGUAAGAUGCGGGACUUGGAGUCUCGGGCCAAACAAUUGGAAAAACAGGAAGCACUAACUGAACUGGAGAGACAAAAGCUUGAUGAAGAAAAGAAAAAGAGUGAGGCUAUGAACAAAUCCCUGCUGUUAGCUUCGCGUGAGCAAAAAAAGGCCGACGAAAGUGUCUUGAGACUUGUAGAAGAGCAUAAGAGGCAAAACGAAGACGCUUUGAACAAGAUUCUUCUGCUCGAGAAGCAGCUAGACACCAAACAGACACUGGAAAUGGAAAUUCAAGAGCUGAAAGGCAAAUUGCAAGUGAUGAAGCAUUUGGGGAAUGAUGAUGAUGAGGCGGUCAAGAAGAAAAUGCAAGAGAUGAAUGAUGAGCUGGAGGAGAAAAAAUCUGAGUUAGAAGGGCUAGAGCAGAUGAACUCAGACUUGAUGACGAAAGAACGUCAAAGCAAUGAUGAGAUACAAGCAGCACGGAAAAAAUUGAUUACGGGUUUGAUAGGACUGUUGGGUGCCGAAACCGAUAUCGGAGUAAAAAGAAUGGGGGAAGUUGAUGAAAAACCUUUCCUGAAUGUUUGCAAGCUGAGAUACUCUGCAAAUGAAGCUACGGUUGAAGCUGCCACCCUUUGCUCUACAUGGCAAGAGAACCUCAAGAAUCCAUCGUGGCAUCCAUUCAAACGUGUAGGAAGUGGGGGCAGAGUGAAGGAAGUGGUGGACGAGGAGGAUGAGCAGCUGAAGAAGCUUAAAAGAGAGUGGGGAGAAGCGGUGCAUAACGCAGUUAAAACAGCUCUUGAGGAGAUGAAUGAGUAUAAUGCAAGUGGUCGGUACGCAACUCCAGAACUGUGGAACUUCAAAGAAGGAAGAAAAGCAACACUGAAGGAAGUGAUUUCCUUCAUUUCAGAAAACAUCAAAACGCUGAAACGCAAAAGGACCUGAAGGAUGGAGGAGUAAGAAGAAGAAGAAGAAGUUGAAAUGGUUGAGGUUUUUGUGUAUUAAGAUAACUGAGAAUGGAUGUUAAAAUAAAUAAUUAGGAGGCUCAUAUGCUCUCUCAGCUCUCUGUAUCAAGAGACUAAUUUUCUUCCACUUGUAUCUUUUUGAAAGAUUUGUAACAGUUAAUGUAACCAGUGGCUUUUCUUGAUAA
Camelina sativa (false flax) is the source of this 2528-nucleotide messenger RNA. Its product is annotated as factor of DNA methylation 1-like. Gene Ontology annotation, biological process: gene silencing by siRNA-directed DNA methylation. The record is from RefSeq and is a predicted model, not a curated record. NCBI's taxonomy places the organism in Eukaryota, Viridiplantae, Streptophyta, Magnoliopsida, Brassicales, Brassicaceae.